AUGUCGAUAUUGACGAGGUUUCAUGCAGGAUACUUCAGGAUUUCCCUGUCCCUAGGGCUCCAGGCCCUGCUAUGGAAAGUCCUCCUGCAGUUGCACUCCAAGGACGCCGCAUUUCAGGGGUCCGGGACGAAGCCCAAGGCGUUGUACGCCACCAUUGUGGCGGUCCUGUGGUGGUUCUCGGUGGUGGUCCAGGUGGUCCUGUCCCUUCUCUACGCGCUCAAGUGCUUCCUCUGCUUCAACACCAUAAAGGCCGAGUUCAUGCACCACGUGGGGGUAAAUUACCUUUUUGCCCCGUGGAUAUCGUGGCUCUUCAUCCUCGAAUCUGCGCCGUUCGUCACUCCCAACCACAUCUGCUUCGUGGUGUUCUGGUGGGUCUUCGCGGUCCCGGUCGUGGUCCUGGACGUCAAGAUCUACGGCCAGUGGUUCACCAAGGGUAAGCGGUUCCUCACGGCGGUGGCCAACCCGACCAGCCAGCUGUCGGUGGUCGGAAACCUCGUCGGCGCCAGAGCCGCCGCCAAGAUGCGGUGGCAGGAGGUGGCGCUCUUCCUGUUCUCGCUAGGAAUGGUGCAUUAUCUCGUCCUCUUCGUCACCCUCUACCAGCGCGUCGCCGGCGGCCACGUCCUCCCGGCGAUGCUCCGGCCGGUGUUCUUCCUCUUCUUCGCCGCCCCUGGCGUCGCCAGCCUCGCCUGGUUCUCCAUCUCCGGCAGCUUCGACACUGCCUCCAAGAUGCUCUUUUUCCUGUCCCUCUUCAUGUUCGCAUCUCUGAUUUGCAGACCGUUUAUGUUCAAGAAGGCGAUGGAGAGGUACAACGUGGCGUGGUGGGCGUACUCGUACCCGAUAACGAUGUUGGCUUUGGCUUCGACGAGAUACGAGGAGCAAGUCAAAGGAGGCGUCCCUCGCGCCAUACGACUCGCGCUCUCUAUCCUCUCGGUCCUGGUCCUCAUCACUCUCCUAAUUUUUACGGCAGCUAAUCCCAAGUUGCUGUUGCCCGACCACCACCAUGACCACGACAACCUGCGCCGUCUGCCAAUUACCCACUGUCCGAAACCUACUCCUACUCCUACUCCUACUGCUACUGCUACUGCGCUCCAAAAAGACACAAACGUCGAAGGCACAUAA
Messenger RNA from Andrographis paniculata, 1119 nucleotides. RefSeq names its product S-type anion channel SLAH4-like. Bases 1 to 1119 code for a protein of 372 amino acids. Gene Ontology annotation, biological process: transmembrane transport; intracellular monoatomic ion homeostasis. The transcript has 2 exons. Gene Ontology annotation, molecular function: voltage-gated monoatomic anion channel activity. Gene Ontology annotation, cellular component: membrane. Lineage: Eukaryota; Viridiplantae; Streptophyta; Magnoliopsida; Lamiales; Acanthaceae. The record is from RefSeq and is a predicted model, not a curated record.